Monascus purpureus is the source of this 2112-nucleotide messenger RNA. The record is from the annotation of a GenBank genome assembly. Lineage: Eukaryota; Fungi; Ascomycota; Eurotiomycetes; Eurotiales; Aspergillaceae.
AUGUAUCAGCACUCCUCGACGAGAACUUCUGUCGACCGGCAGGAAGUCAAUCGAGUUCUCCAGCUGAAGCGCAAGCAGCGUGAAGCAAGAGCGUGCUACCCCUGCCGCCAGCGCAAAGUCAAAUGUGACAACGGCCAUCCUUGCCGGACUUGCUCCAAGCGUGGCCAUCCCGAGAUAUGCACCUAUGAUAUAGGUAGUCCGUCUCAUGGCAGGCAGAGUUCCUUGGAACGCAGCCGUUCUGUCCGUUCGAAGCAGGUCUCGCGUGAUAUUGGCAGCCCGGGACUGAAUGAUACCUCCAGUGGACUCAUCGCGGGCCCCGAGAGAAACCCAACGACAGCCACGUCGGUCACUGGGAAUGUGCACUCAUUGCAAUCCCGGGUGCUUGGGUCGGCUCAAUCCGGCGUGGUAAACAGUCCCGAGGAGACGACUGCCGCGACGGAUGAAGGAUCCAAAGAUUAUCCCAGUGUCUAUUCAGGAGAUAACUCGGUGGUAUCCCUAUUACGUUCUCGAGCGCAAGACCCCAAUGAGUCAAUGGCAAGGGAAGCAAGAUCGGUUCUGGGGUUGCAGAAUACGUGCUGCAGCUAUCCAUUCAUGGAUUUGAGAACAAAACAAGACCGCUGGAUGGCGCUAUUGAAAGUCCUUCCUCAGAAGGAAGAGGUAUCAAGAUAUUUUCAUUUUUACCGCAUCAGAGCCUACCCUUUUAAUCCAAUUUUGGUGGAUAUGGAUCAUUUUGAGUCUGAGCUCUGCACGUAUCUUAAUGCCUACUCCGCCGGCGAGCUGCGGGACCAGAAGCGUAUCUCCGAGAGGUGGAAUAGUGGGAAAGCUGUAGGCUAUAUCAGUCUUCUUCUAGCAAUACUGGCCACCGGUGUUCAUUUUUCCGACGUGGAGAAUCCUACGCGCUCGGAGCUAUGCCAAGAUUUGGCGCGUCGGUGCUUUCAAGCACUCCGCCUGUCUAAUUUCCUCUUUCGACCGUCUCUAGACACUAUCCAGGCUCUUCUUAUUCUCGGAAAUACUCUGCAGAACAGCGGACAAUCAGAUGCAGCUUGGGCUUUGCUGGGGACGACAGUCCGUUUAGCGCAAACUUUAGGUCUGCAUACGGAGAGGAGCGUUUCCCACUGGCCUGAUUCUUUGAAACCAAAAGCGAAAUCCCUAUGGUUGAAUAUUGCUUGGCAAGACUGCCUUCUCAGUCUUUGCUAUGACCGGCCUUGUAUUGUUUCGCUGAGUGGCUGGAUGCUAGAUGCUGAGUUUGCAUCUCGCUGGGACCUCUCUUAUACGGACAUAAUGCACUAUCUAUGUCGAUAUGGUCUAGAAAUUACGAAGGAAAAAUCACCAGGUGAGAAUGAGACAUCUGACGCCAUAGACGCAUUGAGGAGCCUGGAUAAUAUAUACGGCCGAGCGCAGCGUCAUCUUCAAGAUCGCGGGAACUGCAGAACUCUCCAGCAGCAUCUAGAGCACCUAGCACUGAGGAUGCAUUUUUCCUUCGCAGUAUCGGUGUUUUGUCGACCCGCUAUCAGAAAGUCACAGUCAGUUCUUCUCAACCCGCAUGGUGAUAUCCUCCGUAAGAGGGCAAGGGAGGGCUUAAUAAAUGCGUCUGCUGCAUUUCUCGACUUUCAGGCCCUGAGCAUCGUUCCUCUCCGCACCUGGUCGAUGAUUCAUACAGCGCUCAGCUCAACGUUGCUACUGUGUCUCUGGGAGGAAACAAGAAAUGAUCCCGAGUGCUGGAACUUGCAGCAUCAGGUUAUCGAGGCGUUCACUGCCGCUGGAUUGGGAGCUGGAAUCAACGCGAGCGCAUCGUCGGAUGAUACUCUGUGGCUGUCAGAGCGACACAUCCGGACCCUUGUCGCCCUGAGAAAUGCAGUCAGCAGCGUGCCACUCGACGCGAACGCAACGUCAGGAGUUGCACACGCAUCAAAUAAAGAUGCCCAUGAAGGACGCGCCAAUAGUGCAGUGGAGUUUCGACAGGAUACAUUUCCUCCAACAUUUGAAUAUGGUCCGGAACAUGUCUCGUUCAUAGACGCAUUCAACCAAAAUAAUCUAUCUCCGGUUACGUAUCUCGAUUGGAUUAUGAAUGUGCCUUCUUUUGACUUUACGGUUGAAGAUCAAUUCCCUUAG